Molecule: messenger RNA, 1908 nt
Organism: Prosopis cineraria
Lineage: Eukaryota; Viridiplantae; Streptophyta; Magnoliopsida; Fabales; Fabaceae
Product: enolase 1, chloroplastic
Exons: 7
Coding region: 202-1680 (492 amino acids)
Biological process (GO): glycolytic process
Cellular component (GO): phosphopyruvate hydratase complex
Molecular function (GO): phosphopyruvate hydratase activity; magnesium ion binding
Source: RefSeq, a predicted model, not a curated record
UUAGGCUGUUCCUCUCAGUCUCUGACGCCUAACUCCUAACGCCUCCACCUCCAACGACCACACCAAAAGGCCGCACUUUUAUAAUUUAUUGGAGAGCUUUCAUCGCCCCUUGACGGACUUUCCCACGCUUGUACCUUCAUAUAUACCCUAAAACCUCUCUCCUUCCUUCUCUGUCUGUCUCAUCAUUUGAUUCCCAACCGAAUGGCUUCUUUAGCUCUGCACCCCUCCAAACCUCUCCUCAGAACUCCCUUCAUCUCCUCUUCCCCUCUGCCCCAGUCUCAAUCCUCCACCUCCCUCUCGUUUCCCACGCCUCUCAAAUCGAGCUCUCUCGUCGUCCGGAGCUCCAUCACCUUUGCAUCCCCUUCUUCCGCAGUCGAGGUAUCGAGGGAAAGCACCGUCAAGUCUGUCAAGGCCAGGCAGAUUAUUGACAGCAGAGGGAACCCCACCAUCGAGGUUGAUCUUGUCACUGACCAGCUUUAUCGAUCUGCUGUCCCCAGUGGGGCUUCCACUGGAAUUUACGAGGCUCUGGAGCUCCGGGACGGGGAUAAAAGCGUUUUUGGUGGUAAAGGAGUUCUCAAUGCCGUUAAGAACAUCAAUGAAGUGUUGGGCCCCAAGCUUCUUGGUCUGGAUGUUAGGAAUCAAGCUGAUGUGGAUGCUAUCAUGCUGGAAAUAGAUGGAACUCCUAACAAGUCUAAACUUGGGGCUAAUGCAAUAUUGGGAGUUUCGCUGAGUGUGUGCAGAGCUGGCGCAGGAGCAAAAGGAGUUCCCUUGUACAAGCACAUCCAGGAGAUUUCUGGAACUAAGGAACUUGUCAUGCCAGUCCCAGCUUUUAAUGUCAUAAAUGGUGGCAGUCAUGCUGGAAACAACCUGGCUAUGCAAGAAUUUAUGAUUCUACCAGUUGGAGCAACUUCAUUUGCUGAAGCCCUCCGCAUGGGUAGUGAAGUUUACCAUGUUUUAAAGGGAAUAAUCAAGGCAAAAUAUGGACAAGAUGCUUGUAAUGUCGGAGAUGAAGGAGGAUUUGCUCCAAAUGUUCAGGAUAACAGGGAGGGACUGGUUUUACUUAUUGAUGCCAUCGAGAAGGCUGGUUACACCGGCAAGAUCAAAAUUGGUAUGGAUGUUGCUGCCUCGGAGUUUUACACUAAGGAUGGCAAGUAUGAUCUGAAUUUUAAAAAACAGCCAAAUGAUGGAGCUCAUGUUCAUUCUGCCCAGAGUCUUUGUGAACUAUACAAGGACUUCGUCAAAGAGUUUCCCAUUGUGUCAAUUGAGGAUCCAUUUGACCAAGAUGAUUGGGGCUCUUGGGCUUCGCUACUGUCUUCAGUUGAUAUUCAACUUGUAGGAGAUGAUUUAUUAGUUACAAAUCCAAAGAGGAUAUCAGAAGCCAUCCAGAAGAAGGCCUGCAAUGGUUUGCUUCUGAAGGUUAAUCAGAUUGGGUCAGUAACUGAAUCCAUUCAGGCUGCUCUUGAUUCAAAGGCAGCAGGUUGGAGUGUCAUGGUUAGUCACCGUAGUGGUGAAACUGAGGAUAACUUCAUAGCUGAUCUCUCUGUUGGUUUGGCUAGUGGACAGAUCAAAACUGGAGCCCCCUGCCGAAGUGAGCGAUUGGCAAAGUAUAAUCAGCUUCUCCGCAUUGAGGAGGAACUCGGAAGUGUGCGUUAUGCUGGUGAAGCUUUCAGAUCGCCUUAGGGUGGAUGAGGAAGAAAUUGUAGCGGAGAAAAUCCAAAAUAUUUGGUUUUGCAGAUGACCUUCAAAAGUAGUCAAGACAUCUAAUUGAUGAAUUAGCCCGAGAAUGUGCUUUUUCUUUACCAAGUGAAUAAGUUUUGCUUCCAACAACAGCUGGACCGUAGGGAAAUUAUCACGUGCAAUUCUAUCAUGGAUCAUUUCCCAAGCUUAAUAGCUGUAAUUUUUUUUUUC